Molecule: messenger RNA, 905 nt
Organism: Haliotis rufescens (red abalone)
Lineage: Eukaryota; Metazoa; Mollusca; Gastropoda; Lepetellida; Haliotidae
Product: perlwapin-like
Exons: 5
Coding region: 34-612 (192 amino acids)
Biological process (GO): innate immune response; antibacterial humoral response
Cellular component (GO): extracellular region
Molecular function (GO): peptidase inhibitor activity
Source: RefSeq, a predicted model, not a curated record
GAAGGCUGCAACAUUAUUCGACUUAGCUUCACCAUGGUCACGUGGCCCACAAACUUCGCACUUGGACUCGUGUGUCAUCUGACAAUGAUGAUUGAUGCAGACAGAGGAUGCACUCAAAUGUGCCCGUCCGGCACGCACUGUGUUCGUACUGCCGUCACGUGCAUCAAUGGAAGCUGCGCAGAUAGGUUUAUAUGCGAAUCUACAGACGCAGCCAGCCACUCUCCGUCGAUCGAGCGUCGAAGUGAGGGGAGCUGCCCGACGGCGCUACCCGGGAGGUCGGGGCCUUGCGUGGAACAGUGCCGACAUGACGAGGACUGUAGACGGGGCAAAACAUGUUGUUAUAAUGGGUGUGGCCACACGUGUAUGCGGAUGAACAGACAACGUAGUUCAGGUCGGCGAAAUAAGCCAGGUUCAUGUCCCUGGUAUGCACGAGAGAGUCUGUCCUGUGAUGUUGAGUGCCUUCACGACCAUGGGUGCCCCGGGCGCAGCAAGUGCUGCCAGACUACAUGUGGAAGUACCUGCGCCCAGCCCUGUUUCCACUGGCUGUCAAACCCAUCCUCAAGCAGUGGAACGUGGAGCCUCCCGCGACGGUGCGAGCGGCCUGCUUCGUGAAGUUACGAGACGAUGUUUUGACUUCAGUGAGAUUCCUCCAGGGACCAAAUGCCAAAUAUAAGUAAACAGUUCGGCCUUAUCAUCAUCAGUCCGAUACGAAACCUGUCUGCGCGAAGACCUCGUCUUCCUGAUAGAAGCUUGCUUCACAUGAAGCCUGGGCGACCUUGAUGCUUUUGUUGUUUGUUUGUAUGUUGUUUAACACCGCACUCAGCAAUAUUCCAGCUAUAUGACGGCGGUCUGUAAAUAAUCGAGUCUGGACCAGACAAUCCAGUGAUUGACAUCAUGAGCAUCGA